UAUAAAUAACACAAGAUGCAUGUAGCUGCAGACAAGCAGAGACGAGCUCGAUCGUCCAGCUAGCAUCGGCGACACUCAACAGCCGCGUCGAUCGAUCGGAGCUGCACGGGACGCAAGCUAGCUAGCGCGAGCCGGUGGUUGCGUUGUACACUGACAUCAGCGAUCCAUGCAUCUGCUCCACGGGUCUUCUAUAAUGAUCGGUGGCAGCUGCGGCGGUAGAGCUCUCCGGCGAGUCGACAGCUCCCCGAAGCCGUCGCUGUGCCGGAGCGACGCCAUGAAGAAGAAGAGGAGCAAGAGGUCCAGACUCUCCGCCGCGCUGCGGGAGCUCAGGCUGGCGGCCAAGGCGAGGGACAAGGAAGGGCUCCUUCAGAUCCUCGUCACCGGACACCGCACUAGCCGCGGAGGAUCCGGCAACAACGAGCGCACCGGCGGAGCAUCGACGAAGCGCAGUGUGGCUGGCAUGGGCGACGACCAGCGCGCGACACUGCGGUGGCAGGGAGGCGGCGUCGAUGCAGCCGGGCGUGCCGAUGGUCCUCUUCUUGAGUUGGGGAGACCAAUAGCAACCGGGGAAGCCGCCGGCGGCGGCCGUCGUUGGCCGAGCUGGGCGCUCGCAGUGGCGCUUGUGCUCGUCCUGGCGUGCGUAGUAGCGCUUGGGACGUCGCCGGCCAUCUGUUGCUGCACCUGCGCGGCCUGGUUGUGCGGCGGCUGCGGCGCGCAUGAGCAUGCAUCUGACCGGCGGCGGGGCGGCUCCUGCCGUGGCAGCGUUAGAGUAGUCCGACCACAAGCCGGUAGUACACUGUAUCAUGGAGAGGUCGCCAGUGGGUGAACUGUAUGAAUUUUUGUCGAAUGGAUGAGUUUUGCACAUCAUUU
Molecule: messenger RNA, 870 nt
Organism: Hordeum vulgare subsp. vulgare (domesticated barley)
Lineage: Eukaryota; Viridiplantae; Streptophyta; Magnoliopsida; Poales; Poaceae
Exons: 1
Coding region: 167-826 (219 amino acids)
Source: RefSeq, a predicted model, not a curated record